Salvelinus fontinalis (brook trout) is the source of this 3569-nucleotide messenger RNA. RefSeq names its product protein tyrosine phosphatase domain containing 1a (gene ptpdc1a). The coding region runs from base 155 to 2314 and encodes 719 amino acids. The transcript is spliced from 9 exons. NCBI's taxonomy places the organism in Eukaryota, Metazoa, Chordata, Actinopteri, Salmoniformes, Salmonidae. The record is from RefSeq and is a predicted model, not a curated record. Gene Ontology annotation, molecular function: protein tyrosine/serine/threonine phosphatase activity. Gene Ontology annotation, biological process: protein dephosphorylation; cilium assembly.
CUCUCGCUCUCUCUCAACUAGUAUGUAGCCCAGUGGGAUUUGCUUGUUGAUCUCUCUCUCUCUCUCUCUCUCUCUCUCUGCAGUCAGUACUCGGGUCCCCACAGCCAAGUACACCAAGGUGGGAGAGACGUUGAGACAUGUGAUCCCAGGUCACAUGCAGUGCUCCAUGGCGUGUGGAGGGAGGGCCUGUAAAUACGAGAACCCGGCCCGCUGGAGUGACAAGGAGCAGGCCGUUAAGGGACUGUACUCCUCAUGGAUAACUGACAACUUGCUGGCGAUGGCAAGGCCUUCUACUGAAAUCCUCGAGAAAUACAAUAUCAUUGAACAGUUUACAAGGUGUGGCCUUCGUACGGUGAUCAACCUGCAGCGUCCCGGGGAACACGCCAGCUGUGGUAACCCUCUGGAACACGACUCUGGAUUCACCUACAGACCUGAGAUGUUCAUGGAGGCUGGCAUCUAUUUCUAUAACUUCGGCUGGAAGGACUACGGCGUGGCGUCCCUGACUACUAUACUGGACAUGGUCAAGGUGAUGUCGUUCGCCAUCCAGGAGGGAAAGAUGGCCGUCCACUGUCACGCCGGCCUAGGGAGGACAGGUGUGUUACUGGCGUGUUAUCUGGUGUUCACCUUUCGUAUGAGUGCGGACCAGGCCAUCCUGUUUGUCAGAGCCAAGCGGCCCAACUCCAUUCAGACUCGAGGCCAGCUGCUGUGUGUCCGGGAGUUCGCCCAGUUCCUCGUUCCGUUGAGGAACGUGUUCUCCUGCGCAGAACCCCGGGCCAACGCUGUUACGCUGUCCCAGUUCCUGACUCGCCAACGCCACCUGCUGCACGGGUACGAGGCGCGGCAGAUGAAGAACGUGCCAAAGAUCGUCCAGCUGGUCUGCAAGGUCCUCCUGGACAUCGCUGCCAAUAGACAGGUGGUGGUGGAGGAGGAGGUGUUGGAGGUUCCAGACCUGACGGCGGAGGUGGAGAAGACAGUGUCCCAGCAGGCCAUCCAGCUGCUGGGGAAGGAGAUGAGAGGGAAGGGCAUCACUGUGCCUUCACCACGCCAGCCUUGUCCCCGCCCUGAGACAACCCUAUCCCAUACACUACACAUGGAACGACCUCUCACUCCUUACCUAGCACUACUCCAGGAACCAGAGACCCCUCUCAGCCCAGCCCUGGCCCACGACCCAGUUCUGUCCAGUGACCAGGAGCUGGACCCUCUGUGGCAGCGGCAGAACUGGGUGGCAGCCUCCCUCCUGAACCCUCUGCAUCCGGGGAAACGCUUGCUGAGCUACAGUGACUCAGCCCUGUAUAAGCUAGACCCCAGACGAAACCCAGACCAGGAGCAGAACCAGGUCUGGAGCAUCCCUUGCUGCAAUCCUCUGACCCAGCACCAACUAGCCACAGCCUGGGAGCCCCCCACAUCCCCUAGCCUCCCUCCACAGCACCACCCCUUCUCCAUGGGAGAGCAGACAAGGGAGGAGAGGCGAGGAGGACAGGACAGGAGUUCUAAGGAGAGGUAUCACCAGACCCGGAAGAACAUGUCUCCUCUCUUCCAGAGACGGAAGCAGCUCUGUGAGGGCCAGCGAAGUCUGUCUUUUGGGUUUGGGGGUAGUCUGUCCAAGCCCUUAGGAGAAGAGCUGUCAGAGGGGAGGCCGUGGAGAGGAGAUAUGCCUGUGAUGAGCCUUACAGGAGGAGAGGAGUCUGUGUGUGGGGUAGACAGGGCUGGAGACAGAGAGGACAGAGAGAGGGGGAAGGCUGGAGAAAGAGAGGACAGAGAGGACAGGGAGAGGCUGACAGAGGUCCCUGUCGUCACCCUGUAUGCUGAGCUGCCCCUGGAAGACAGACGUCUGCUGGUGGCCAGAGCUCUGGCUGUGGGCCUGACUGAUGAAGAUCUCCGCUACAAGGUCUCAGUGUGGCAGACAGAGCUCAACUCCAGAGAAGGAGCCUGGGAGAGGCUGAGUCUAGAGAGAGACCCCGUGGUGCUGGCUGGUCUCAUGUGGUCCUGGCUGGAGCAGCUCAAAGAGCCAAUCAUCUCCCCUCAGGAUGUCCAGGCCCUGGGCCAGAAGAACUCUCAGCAUGCACUCAACUCUCUGGAGAAGGGCCACAGACUGACCCUGCUCUGCAUCUUGGACUGUGCUGCUCAUCUGCUGGCCUUACCUGACAAGGAGGAAGCUGACUUCCUCAAUCGCACCAUCAGGGUGUUCACUAAGAUCUCCUCAGAGAGUGACCAUGUUCUACACCAGACACUGAUAGCCACCCUGACUCCCGUCCUGCACCAGCUGAGAGAAAGAGCAGAGGGGGAGAUGGAGUCUACCAACCACUCCUCCUGAUGUUCCCUCGGACCUCCUCACCCCCCCCCCCUUCUUCUUUGCUUCUAGUUUAACCCAGCUCUGUUCUGACUAGCUAACCUCCUUCCGCCUCUCCUCCCCCUCUUUCUCUCUCCUGGCCCCACGUUAAAGGAAAACUCCACCCAAAACUAUAUUUUGGUAUUUGUUAAAUUAGUCCAAUGUUGACAUAGUCCUAAACUGUUUUGCUUGUCAGCAAUCACGUUUUUAAGAUAUGUAACUUUCAGAAUGCAUCAUAUGGGGAUGAUUUCUGUAUUUUGAAAGUUACAUAUCUUGGAAACUGGAUUACUGACAAGCAAAAUAGUUUGGUACUGUGUCAACAUUGGACUAAUGAAGCAAAUCCCAAAAGAUAGUUUUGGGUGUAGUUUUCCAUGAAGCUCUGUACUGACUAGCUAACGGACGACACUCCUGCUGCUGCUGUGUUCUCUACUGUUACCAAGCUUUAGAUGAAAUAAUUAUGAGUUUGUAUGACAACGUGAUGUGAUUUCAGCAUCCAGAUUUGUUUUUGUUUUGUUUUUAGCUAUUUCUUACUGUUUGUUUAUUUAAUGUAAAACUGCCAUACUGUGUUAAGGGGAUUGUUUCAGCUACUGAGAGUUCUGAUCUCAUCUACUACUGUAGGUGUUGCCGUGGAAACGGAUGGUAGGCCUCUGUUUUUAGGGUGAGUUGCAAAUAGGGCCACUACUAUAGACCAGAGCCCUAUUCCCUAUAUAGUGCACUACUUUAGACCAGAGCCCUAUUCCCUAUAUAGUGCACUACUUUAGACCAGAGCCCUAUUCCCUAUAUAGUGCACUACUAUAGACCAGAGCCCUAUUCCCUAUAUAGUGCACUACUUUAGACCAGGGCCCUUUUCCCUAUAUAGUGCACUACUUUAGACCAGGGCCCUUUUCCCUAUAUAGUGCACUACUUUAGAUCAGGGCCCUAUUCCCUAUAUAGUGCACUACUUUAGACCAGUGCCCUAUUCCCUAUAUAGUGCACUACUUUAGACCAGAGCCCUAUUCCCUAUAUUGUGCCGUGGGCCCUGGUCUGAAGUAGUGCACUAUAUAGGGAAUAGGGCCCUGGUCGAUAGGUUGGUUUUUGUCAACAUUGACUGGAAAGGGAAUCCUCAUGAAAUGAAUGUAAAUGUUAUUUAUUUCAGUGGAGAUUUGAACUGCUGCUUUGCUCAGCUCUCAGAGCUGAAGAAGAGAAAAUAAAACACUUGAUUUAAUUUGAACCAAAAUAUAUUUUCACUGUCUAAAACGGA